GCUCACUUCCCACAAUCAAGACAAGCAGAUCACAUGAAAUUUUAUCAUGCAUAUUCUCUUCCUUUUGUUACUCUUCUCUAUGUCUGCAUGUCAUUGCUUUUCGGUGCUAGUGCUGAAGCUUUGAUACUUCCAAGGCCCUUCAACAACAAGAUCACGGCUGGUUUUGUUUUUGGAGAUUCGACGGUGGAUCCUGGGAACAACAACUAUGUGGGGACCCUCUUUAGGAGCGAUUUCCCUCCUUAUGGAAUGGAUUUUAAAGGCCAAACUCCGACCGGAAGGUUCACUAACGGGAAGCUCACCACCGAUCUCGUUGUUUCAUAUAUAGGCAUAAAGGAAUAUUUGCCACCAUAUUUGGAUCCCAACCUUAGCAUUGAGGAGCUGAUGACAGGAGUUAGCUUCGCCUCCGCCGGCACUGGAUUUGAUCCACUUACAGCACAGAUAUCUAGCGUGAUAUCAUUACCAAAGCAGCUGGAGUAUUUUAAAGAGUAUAAGAAACGACUGCAAUCUGCCAUUGGACAGAAAAGAAUGGAAGCUAUUGUCAAAGAAGCUGUGUUUCUCGUCAGUUGUGGCACUAAUGACUUCGUUGUAAACUAUUUCACCUUACCAAUUCGACGAAAGAACUAUACUGCUUCAGCUUAUCAACAGUUCAUCUUGCAAAAUUUGAAGCAAGUCCUGCAGGAUUUAUGGGAUGAAGGAGCUCGGAGAAUCACGGUUACAGGACUGCCCCCAAUGGGCUGUUUGCCGGCCGUCAUCACCCUCAAUUCCAAAAACGCCAUCCUUGAUCGUGGUUGCAUUGAAAAGUUUUCUCGGGCUGCCAUGGAAUAUAACCAAAUGCUCCAAAAUGAGCUCAAUUCCAUGAAGAGUAGAUUAGCUCAUCUCGGUGCAAAGAUCGCUUAUAUCGACAUUUUCACACCAUUGGUUGAUAUGAUUCAAGGCCUUGGAAAACAUGAUUUUGACGAGGUUAGCUAUGGAUGCUGUGGAAGUGGUUUCUUAGAAGCAGGAUUUUUGUGCAACCCGAAAUCAUUUGUGUGCUUCGAUGCGUCCAAAUAUGUAUUUUUUGAUUCAAUUCACCCAACUGAAAAAACAUACACCAAGUUAUUUAUGGCUAGUCGUCCUGUGGUUGAUUCAAUGAUUCAAGACUGAUAUUUGAUUUUGUUAAUUUUAAUAUAACUAAGAUGAUAUAUUUCUUUGCA
Hibiscus syriacus is the source of this 1193-nucleotide messenger RNA. Its product is annotated as GDSL esterase/lipase At5g45960-like. Bases 34 to 1143 code for a protein of 369 amino acids. Lineage: Eukaryota; Viridiplantae; Streptophyta; Magnoliopsida; Malvales; Malvaceae. The record is from RefSeq and is a predicted model, not a curated record. Gene Ontology annotation, molecular function: hydrolase activity, acting on ester bonds. The transcript has 5 exons.